Molecule: messenger RNA, 2075 nt
Organism: Teleopsis dalmanni
Lineage: Eukaryota; Metazoa; Arthropoda; Insecta; Diptera; Diopsidae
Product: dnaJ homolog subfamily C member 2
Exons: 5
Coding region: 183-2003 (606 amino acids)
Biological process (GO): regulation of translational fidelity; 'de novo' cotranslational protein folding
Cellular component (GO): cytosol
Molecular function (GO): Hsp70 protein binding; ribosome binding
Source: RefSeq, a predicted model, not a curated record
UAAAUUGUAAAAAUUAUUUUCAUGUGACAAUAAAGAUCUAUCUACAAUCUACCUUUGGGGUAGAUUUUUAAAUUCAAAAAAAAAGUUAAAAUACUUAAAGUUCUGCGUACUGCUUUCACGUGGGAAAUGAUUUGAAGUGUCGUCUAUGCUAAAAAAUAUUAAAAAGUCAAAAUAGAAGCAAUAUGAGUUCUGUUACUAUUGCCUGCAAUUUACCUCUGUCGGAGAGAUUAAUUGAGCGUGUUGGAUUAGCAUAUUUUAAUUCAAAAAAAAAAAGUAAUCACUUGGAUCAAAUUUCUGGAAGUGAGUUAAAUGAUGAAUUGAGGGAAAAAUUCAUUGUAAAUAUUGAUUACCUGAAAUCCCUAAAUCCAAAAGAAUGGAAGGAACAAGAUCAUUACGCAGUGCUAGGUUUAGAAAAAUUAAGGUUUGACGCAAGCGAAGAAGACAUAAGAAGAGCGUAUCGACAUAUGGUUUUACAGCAUCAUCCAGAUAAACGUAAAGCAAAAGGUGAAGAAGUUAAAACUGAUGACGACUAUUUUACAUGCAUUACGAAAGCUUACGAAACAUUAGGAAGUACAAAAUCAAGGCGGUCAUAUGAUUCAGUUGACCCAGAAUUCGAUGAUGCAGUGCCUUCACAGCUAGAUAUCGACAACAAGUUCUAUGUAAUUUUUAACAAAUAUUUUAAACUCAAUGCACGUUGGAGCGAAAAAAAAAAUGUGCCUUCUUUCGGUGAUGAAAAUUCGAAUCGUGAAGAUGUUGAUCAAUUUUAUAAUUUUUGGUAUGAUUUCAAGUCUUGGCGGGAAUUUAGUUACCUAGAUGAAGAAGAUAAGGAAAAAGGACAAGAUCGUGAUGAAAGACGAUGGAUAGAGAAAGAGAACAAAGCUGCACGAAUAAAACGUAAAAAGGAAGAAAUGGUGAGGAUACGGUCCCUUGUUGAUUUAGCGUAUAACAACGAUAAAAGAAUAUUGAAAUUCAAAAAUGAGGAAAAGGAAAAAAAAUUGGCUGCUAAACGCGCUAAAAUGGAUGCUGUUCAAGCGCAAAAAGCAGAACAGGAACGAGCUUUAAGAGAGGCCCAAUUGAUAAAAGAACAAGCUGAAAAAGCGGAACAAAAACGUAUAGAACAAAUUCGUAUUGAAAAAGAGCAAAUGAAAAAAGCGCUUAAAAAAGAAAGAAAAAUUCUAAGAGAUAAAUCCAAAGAAUCUAAAUAUUUCACUACAGAUGACAAUGAGUUGCUCAAGCAUAUGGAAGGUGUGGAAAAAAUUUGUGAAGCUUUCAGCUUAUGCGAACUCCAGGAUUUGAAUAAAUCAUUAGAAAAAGAAUCCUUUGUAAAGGCACUUCACUCCGCCGAAGAAAAAAUACAAGCAGAACUACAUGAAAUAAAUCAAUCUCAGCAAAAAAAAGAUAUUAAAACCAAUAUAAAAGAAAUAAAUAAAGGAGAAUUGUGGAAUAAUGAGAAUGUACAAUUAUUAAUUAAAGCUGUAAAUUUAUUUCCGGCUGGCACAUCACAACGUUGGGAUGUGAUCGCGUCAUUUAUAAAUCAGCAUUGCACGAAUCGAGUUAAUAUGACAGCACGCGAUAUCCUAAACAAGGCCAAGGCAUUGCAAAGUAGUGACUUUUCUAAAAGUUCACUAAAAGUCCAAGCAAACGAAACAGCUUUCGAAAAUUUUGAAAAAAUGAAGAAAGACGUCCAAACAUGUUCUGAUAUUACAAUAAACAAUUCGGAACCGGCAUGUGAGAACAAAGAGAAACCAAAAGGUAUAAAUUCAGAAACAAAUAGUAAUGCAUCGAAGAGUAAUAAACAACCAGCGGCUCCAAAAACUUGGACGAAAGAGGAGCAGGCGCUUUUAGAACAAGCCAUUAAAUCAUAUCCACCCUCUACACCUGACCGUUGGGAUCGAAUCGCAGAAUGUAUUCCAAACAGAACAAAAAAGGAUUGUUUGCGUAGAGUUAAGGAAUUGGUAGAGCUAGUUAAUUCUAAAAAAGAAGCUCAACAGGCUGUGAAAUGAUUUUCAAAUAAAACAUAUUCGGUUUUUUUGAACAUAAAAUGAUUUUUAAAAAGGAUACACAUAUAAAAUAUA